Periconia digitata is the source of this 747-nucleotide messenger RNA. NCBI's taxonomy places the organism in Eukaryota, Fungi, Ascomycota, Dothideomycetes, Pleosporales, Periconiaceae. The record is from the annotation of a GenBank genome assembly.
UCAACAUUUCUUUCCAUUCUCUUGUUAGAUUAAUUCAUCCGUCUUGCUUCGAAUUCAUCUGUUCCCAUCUCUCGCAAUAUACGAUAUACAUUGAAUAUGGACUCAAUGUCUACUUCCACUACCGACAUGGCGGGCAUGUCGAUGCCUACCGGCCACACAAGCUCCGGCUCAAUGGAGCAGAUGAGCAUGACAUUCUUCAUAUCAACGACAACACCGCUAUUCACCAUGGCUUGGACUCCAACUUCGACUGGACAAUACGCCGGCACUUGCAUAUUCCUGAUCAUAUUCGCCGCUAUAUUCCGUGCUCUUCUGGCUGUACGAAUCAACUUCUACGACAUCCUCGCUUCGGUCAAACAGAGACAUGGAGAUGAUGAGAUAGUUCUUUAUUCUGGCGAUGAUAAACGCGCGCGUCGGCGGCCAUGGAAGGCGAACGAAGCUAUCAUACUUGCUCUUGUAGACGUAAUCAUCGGAGGUAUGAGCUAUCUAUUAAUGAUUGCUGUCAUGACCAUGAAUGUAGGAUAUUUUUUGUCGGUUCUCGCAGGCAUUUUCGUAGGAAGCUUGGCUUUCGGGCGCUUCAUGGCUCGCUCUGUGGCGCAUUAGCUGGCUGGCCCCAAACAAGAUCACAAAACCAUUCACCUUCAAAAGAGGACAUAGCGUAGUAUCAAUGACCAGUUGAUCGAAUAUCUCCCCCAAAGUUGUACCGGCCUUGAUCUCUUCCAAUUUAUGUGACAACGGGUUCGUGUCCAC